AUGGAUUCCAACAUCUUCCAGAAUGAAUUCACUUGUUCCAUAUGUGUGAAGUACUUCAUAGACCCGGUCACUAUAGGCUGUGGGCACAGCUUUUGUAUGCCUUGUCUUUGUAUCUUCUGGGAGGAAGCCUAUCAUCCUCCUUCCUGCCCUGUCUGCAGGGAAACAUCCCAUCAAACGAACUUCAAAACCAACAUUGUUUUGAAGACACGGGUAUUCCUUGCCAGACGGGCAAGACCUUACCACUUACCGAGCUCUGCAGAACAGAUGUGUGAGAUACACAUGAAAACUAAGAACUUCUUCUGUGAGGUUAUGAAGGACCUGCUCUGUUUGCUGUGCUGUAAGUCAAAGGAGCAUGAGGCCCACAGACAUUGUUCCACUGACUGGACCGCUGAGGAAUACCGGCAAAAGCUCCUGAAAGAAAUGAGGUCUGUGUGGGAAAAGACACAAGAAAAUCGGAGAAAUCAAAAAAGAGAGAGCAGCAAAAUCAGAGCAUGGGAGACAACCCACUCACCGCAGGGUUAUAUGUCUCUGCGGAGGGAGAUGAUCCGUGCUGAAUAUCGGAAGGUGUACCACUUGCUUUACGAGGAAGAGAGACGUUAUUUAGAGAGAAUGGAGAAAGAAAGCAACGAGAUUUUACAACAACUCAGAGCAAGUGAGGACAGCAUGGACCAAAAGGGAAAAGUCCUAAGAGGAAUGUAUGAGGACCUCAAGAAAACGUGUCAUGAGCCAGACGUGGAGCUGCUCCAGCAUUUUGAAAACACUUUAAAAAGGAGUGAGUCAGUGCAGCUGCACAUGCCGCAACCUGUGGAUCCACGGCUCAGUUCAUGGCCCAUCACGGGGCUGAUAGAGAGACUCAACCAUUUUCUUGUGCCCAUUUUUUUUGAAAAUGAAACAACGACCUGUCACAUGCCGCUGUUUGAAGAUCUGAGACGUUGGCUCUUCAGUCGCGAUCAUCCUGACGUUGUCACUAAUGCAACAAGAUCAAAAUACUUUCUGGCAUGGGGAGCCCAGACAUUUACCUGUGGUCAGCAUUACUGGGAGGUGGAUGUGGGGAACUGUCGGAACUGGGCCCUUGGAUUUUGCGAUGAUUCUUGGACAAUGAGGAAUGACAUGGCGCUUGACUCAGAGGGGAUUUUUCUACUCUUUUGUAUCAAAGAGGACAACCAGUGUCAUCUCUUUAGCUCGUCCCCACUGUCGCCUCAAUAUGUAGAAAGGCCUCUGGGCCACGUGGGGGUGUUCCUGGAUUAUGAGUGUGGUGUGGUGAGCUUUGUGAAUGUGGCCAAUUGCUCCCUCAUUUGCAGUUUCCUCUCACGUUCCUUCUGUCUUCCUCUCCGACCCUUUCUAUGCUCUGCACCCUCGUGAGGAGGGACAUGUCAGAAAGUGACCGCAAGCGUCAGCUCAGCAAAGUGCCUGCUUGAUGGUCUUCAACGUCUUCCUUUAUCCAACCCAUUGACUAUUUUUAAAGGUUGAUAAUUACAAGCAUAUA
Panthera uncia (snow leopard) is the source of this 1486-nucleotide messenger RNA. RefSeq names its product tripartite motif-containing protein 43-like. The transcript is spliced from 6 exons. Lineage: Eukaryota; Metazoa; Chordata; Mammalia; Carnivora; Felidae. The coding region runs from base 1 to 1362 and encodes 453 amino acids. The record is from RefSeq and is a predicted model, not a curated record. Gene Ontology annotation, molecular function: protein binding.